CCGCUGCUUCCGGCUCCUUUCUUUCGCUGUGUUCUACCUUCUGUUUACCAGGCUGCCGCGUCCCUCCUCUCUCCGCGCGAACCUCCCACGACGCCCAAUUCCUCCGCACAACGGCACGUCAUGUCGACCCCCGACUGGAUCGAGCUCGGCGCGCCGACGCUGGAUCGCCCCUUCGGUCUGCAGCUCUGGCCCAUCUUCGAGAAGACGUUUGAAUCCGCGAUGGGGUACAAGCCGCAGGACUUCCGGUUCAAGCCGGGCGAGACUCCCAUAUCAACGCUGAAGUCGUGCAGCGCCGUCUUGAUCUCGUACUAUAUCAUAAUCUUUGGGGGGAGGGAGCUGAUGCGCGACCGGCAGCCCUUGCAGCUUAGCUUCCUGUUCAAGCUGCACAAUUUCUACCUCACAGCGAUCAGCGGCAUUCUGCUCGCGCUGUUUGCGGAGCAGCUGAUUCCCAUGGUUUGGCGGCAUGGCGUUUUCUUCGCGAUUUGCGACCACAAUGGGGGGUGGACGGAUAAGAUGGUGGUGCUGUAUUAUCUCAAUUACCUCACCAAGUUCCUCGAGCUGUUGGACACUUGCUUCCUGUUCUUGAAGAAGAAGCCGCUGACCUUCCUCCACACCUACCACCAUGGUGCGACCGCUCUCCUCUGCUACACCCAGCUUAUCGGCAGCACCGCCGUUUCGUGGGUCCCCAUUACGCUGAACCUCUGCGUCCACGUCGUCAUGUACUGGUACUACUUCCAGAGCGCGCGGGGCAUCAAGAUCUGGUGGAAGAAGUACAUCACCAUCAUGCAGAUUGUGCAAUUUGUGCUUGAUCUCGGCUUCGUCUACUUCGCCUCCUGGACCUACUUCACCUCGACCUACUGGCCCUGGCUCCCCAACGCGGGGAGAUGCGCAGGCGAAGAAUUCGCCGCCAUCGCCGGCAUCUGCAUCCUCUCGUCGUACCUGCUGCUCUUCAUCUCCUUCUAUUUCGCCACGUACAAGAAGCCGGUGCCCAAGGGCCGCCGCAGGGCUACAAGCGCGCUGGUCGAGAUGAAGGAUGAGAAGGUGCCGACGGUUGGUGAAGCGCGACGUAGGCUGUCCCAGGGCGCGCAUGCGCUUGCUAACGGGCAUGCCACAGGCGCAGCUACACCGAAUGGACGAGCGACGAGGAGCCGGAAGGCGUAAAGAGGUGGUUGAGGAGAAAUGCGAGCGGUGAGGAAGAGGGCGGGGUCCGCGAGAGUGACGGGGUUACUGAGCCGGAUGAAGCGCCAGCUCUGUGAAAGCCUCGGCCGGUCCGCACGGCCCCUUUUUAGUGCAG
Messenger RNA from Trematosphaeria pertusa, 1294 nucleotides. RefSeq names its product GNS1/SUR4 membrane protein. The transcript has 4 exons. Gene Ontology annotation, molecular function: fatty acid elongase activity. The coding region runs from base 121 to 1161 and encodes 346 amino acids. Gene Ontology annotation, cellular component: endoplasmic reticulum membrane. The record is from RefSeq and is a predicted model, not a curated record. Gene Ontology annotation, biological process: very long-chain fatty acid biosynthetic process; fatty acid elongation, monounsaturated fatty acid; fatty acid elongation, polyunsaturated fatty acid. NCBI's taxonomy places the organism in Eukaryota, Fungi, Ascomycota, Dothideomycetes, Pleosporales, Trematosphaeriaceae.